Messenger RNA from Penicillium odoratum, 2736 nucleotides. Its product is annotated as DENN (AEX-3) domain protein. Bases 1 to 2736 code for a protein of 911 amino acids. Lineage: Eukaryota; Fungi; Ascomycota; Eurotiomycetes; Eurotiales; Aspergillaceae. The transcript has 2 exons. Gene Ontology annotation, biological process: regulation of Rab protein signal transduction. The record is from RefSeq and is a predicted model, not a curated record. Gene Ontology annotation, cellular component: cytoplasmic vesicle.
AUGGGAGCAUCUCUGAGAGAACAUUCGUCUUUUGUGCGGCCGUCGACUCGAGACCGCCCGUCGACUCGUGGAGAGGGGGAAAAUUCGCUGGUCGUCCCCAGUCGCACAUCAUCGCUACACUCCCGUAUCACCCAACCCAUUCCUUCAAGUCUCAACAUGAAGCCCGCUCAGCGGACACCCAAAACUUUGACCCACGCCUAUAUGGUCUGUGGUGUUGGCCGUGAGCCAUCGCAAUGGGUCAAGGCUCCUCCCCCAGAUCAGGGAAAGAUUGGCCACAUGAAAGGCGCCGUUGGCCAAUUCUGGCUUCCCGAGAUUCUGGGCAGUAGCCCCAGAUUAGAGCAGGACAAUGAGAUUGCUCGCGCCCUGCACGCUGCCAUGCGGGCUUGUUUCCCUCACGAUGUCGAAAUCUGCACAGGCAAGAGCCAGCCUCACUGUGCCCACCACGCUUUCGUUUUGCAACAAGAUUCUUCUCACACUCUGUACGGUAUCGCGCUGCGCGUCUGGUCCCGUGCUGAUGAGAAGCGGGCUGAGACCAUCCGCGAAUUGCGCAAGAAAACCGAGCCCGACUUUUAUGACAACCCUGAUGAGACCUACUGGAUCCCCUAUUGCUUGAGUUUCCUGUCCCGAUAUCCGUUGUAUGACCUGCUAGGUGACUACCUCCGGGGUAUGUGGAUUCAUUGGAACAAGGCCACAAACUUGUUCCACGCCGAGGAAGUCUCUCGGAUUCUCAGCUUCCCAGCUCCUCGUCUGAACGACUUGGUUCGCAUUGAUAUGAAGGAUUAUGCCCUGUGUUACCAAUUCCCAUCCUCGCCAACCGGCUUCCAGAACUUCGCCAUGUGGCCGCUCUUUAAUUGUCUUUCAAUCCCCAACAUCGUCGGUGUUAUCGAGGCCGCCGUUUCGCCCACCCGCCGUAUCAUUUUUGUCAGCCACUACCCGGCUAUGUUGACUGUGGCCGCUGAGACUAUCCGUUACUGUGUUCGCGUGUACGAGUGGAGCGGUCUUUACGUGCCUGUGGUGCACGCUCGCCAUGUCAAGGAGCUUGUUCAGGAACCAGGUCCUUACAUCCUGGGUAUCACCGCUGAGUGCCGUACUCUAUUCAAUGCUCCCUCCGAUGCGCUGGUUGUGGAUCUCGACCGCAACUUCGUUCUGACUUCCAGCCCACCCAACGUCCUCAACCAGGGCCAGCGGACCAAGUUCAUCACCCGAUUGACCCAGUCCCUGAACGGGGAUGUCUCGCCCUCUGGUGUCCCCGCUCAUCUGCGUUCGGCUUACGCUGGCGGCAAGUUGAUCCCUGCUGGUCAGAUUAUCGUCAUGCGCGGCGAGGUUGAGAGCGUUCAGGACCCCAACUGGUGGAACCAGGAUGCUGUCAUGGGAGUCAUGGACCACGUCUGCGAGAAGCUCGGUCGCAACACUGGUAUGAAGGCCAUCUUCGGUGGCGCUGUCAAGAAGCCCCUUAUGACCAAGGUCUCGAUGCGUCACCUGAACGAGAUUGUUCGUGAGCGCAAUCAGUACUCCCGGGAUGCCAUGGAGGCCUGGCAGGACUUCAUCAACCUCAAGGGACGCAUGGACACCGAGCUCAGCAAGGUCACCAAGCGCAACAACUUCCUUGUCGAGGAGCUCGAGACCUGGAAGCAGCAGUUCCUCAAGUUCCAGGCCUUUGCUGAGCAGCUGACCAAGGAGACCUCUGAGCUCAAGGUUAAGAUUGAGAACCACAAGCGCGAGAACCGUCGCCUCACUGGUCUCAUUGACCAGCAGAAGGAUGAUGUUGCUCGUCUGACUCUCCGCCUGUCUGGUACUGAGAAGCAGCGCGAUGAUGCCCUGGAGGCUCUGGUUCUGCAGCAAGAGAUUGCCGAGGAGCUGGAGCGUGAGCGCAAGCGCAACCAGAAGCAGAUCUCUGGACUGACGCAUGCUAACGCUACACUCUCUCGCCAGCGUGACGAUGCCCACCGCGUGGUUGUGCACCUGCGCAGCCUCAUCAGCGGCCAGAGCCACCACAUGGAUCACAUCGUCCGCUCCAUGGGCAAUUCCGCGGAAAUUACUGAGAUUAUCGAGCAGGGCUACGAAGAUGCGCCCGAAGAGCCCGCGGACAACAAGAGCGAGAGGAGCGUGGUGGGGAAGAAGUCGAGCAGGAAUAUCGGUCGAAAGUCUUCGGUAAAUCAAAUGAGCCCCGCGCUGGAGCAGUCCCUGCUGAACCUCAACAAGGAUCACAAGUCCCUUGCCCGUCUCAGCAUCACAGAUGUUGCGGACCGAUACCUCCGCGACAAGACAGAUGCCAUUGCAGACAUUAUCCGCAGCAUCAGCGACCAAUGUGCUGCUGCCGUCGAAGGCCUCCACCUCGCCCAGGACGCCGCGGACGAGGAAUCCAUCAUCUCCCAGACCCACGAACGCUCCGACUACGAGAGCGAAGAUGGUCGCACUACCCGCGCCACUAGCGAAAUCAGCGACGUUGACCACAACUCGCUCCACCCUGACAACCGCCACUCGAGCAUUCCUCCCACCCCCGACCUGGUCCACAACCGCUCCAGCACCUCCAUGUCCAUGGUCAGCAGCUCAACUUUCCCCGAGCGAUCAAGCCAGCAGUAUGGUCCCGGCGAUAUCCCGACCCGCAUCGUGGAGGAUGACGAUGAGCACACCCACGAGACCGACGGUAUGGAUGACCGGACUGAGACAGGCACAUUGUCCAAGCAGGCCAGUGAAGACAUCAUGCGGCCCCAGACUGCCCGUGUGAUCUCGUAG